UGGCUUCAUUACUGAGCUUCCUGCACACAAAAUAUGUCCUGAAAACACACCGGGACACGCUUCCACAAAAAAAUUAACCAGCCUUAAAAAAUAAAUAAAUAAAAUCGCCAUUCUGGUUAGCAUAUCUUUGUUACGUAAUGUCAAAGUUGUCCACGAUGGACUGUAAGCAUCGAGAGAAAGAUCACGAUGCAGACUUUGAGAAGAUAACUGCUGUGCUGCUCAAAUCACGGACAGGAGAGUUUGACUUGGAGUCGAUUCUGUUUCUCAAAUUGAAAGGUCUUGGAAUAUAUGAUCUUGGAUGCAUUGGGGAGUGCACAAAUUUGGAGAGACUGGACCUCUCUGGAAAUCACGUCACAAACUUAGUUCCUUUGGCAUCUCUUCGGCUUCUUUCUGUACUUAACGUGUCUGCCAAUAGGAUUUCCAGUUUAGAGCCCCUGCGUAAUUGUGACAGUUUACAGAGCUUAAACGUGGCAGGAAAUAUCAUAUCCAGUGUUGAAAACCUGCACUGCCUUCAAUUUUUAAGGAAGCUAGAAAAUAUAAGACUGAAAGACAACACUUAUAAUUACACCAAUCCAGUGUGCAGGAACUCAUCAUAUAGAAGUAUAGUUCUUGAGAUGUUUCCAAACAUCAGGGUGUUAGACGGUGAAAGAGUGGUUGGCCGUGGGAGUGACUUGUAUCAAUUAUGCAAAGACAUUGAUGAAACCAUUAAAGCUGGUUUAUACAAGAAUGGACAACUUGUUGAAAAGCCUGAUUGUAAGCCAUGGGUGGAUGAUACUUACUGGGAAAUAAAGAGAUCAAACAACGCCAUUAUCGAUGAAGCCUACAAGCAGUUCAAUGAUGUCCUUCAUGAAUGCAGACUCCUCAACAACAGAGCAAGUCAUAUAAUUUCACAGAGUGAAAAAUCUAUGAGCCUAAAGAAGCAGCCAAAGCAGUAUGCCAUCUGAAAUGGAUUAUUCCUGAUACACUUGUGUGCAACAUUUGUUAAUGUCAUAGGUUUUAAAAAA
This is a messenger RNA of Thalassophryne amazonica, 1004 nucleotides long. RefSeq names its product leucine-rich repeat-containing protein 61-like. Gene Ontology annotation, molecular function: protein binding. Gene Ontology annotation, biological process: outer dynein arm assembly. Gene Ontology annotation, cellular component: cytoplasm. Lineage: Eukaryota; Metazoa; Chordata; Actinopteri; Batrachoidiformes; Batrachoididae. The record is from RefSeq and is a predicted model, not a curated record. The transcript has 9 exons. The coding region runs from base 138 to 944 and encodes 268 amino acids.